Pararge aegeria (speckled wood butterfly) is the source of this 621-nucleotide messenger RNA. Its product is annotated as fatty acid-binding protein, muscle-like. The coding region runs from base 116 to 529 and encodes 137 amino acids. Gene Ontology annotation, biological process: fatty acid transport. Lineage: Eukaryota; Metazoa; Arthropoda; Insecta; Lepidoptera; Nymphalidae. Gene Ontology annotation, molecular function: fatty acid binding. The transcript has 4 exons. Gene Ontology annotation, cellular component: nucleus; cytosol. The record is from RefSeq and is a predicted model, not a curated record.
UUAGUAUUUCCUUAUUUUGUAAAGCCGUAGGAUUGGUGUUGUUUAUAUUAUAAGCUAUAUCGUGCUCGGUCGCCUAGUAUUACUGACGUGUGCAGUGUACUCCUUAAUAGGUGCGAUGGAAAAAUAUCUCGGAAAGAAGUAUAAGUUGAAAACAUCAGACAACUUUGAGGAAUAUCUAAAAUUUAUAGAGGUGGGUUUGCUAUCGCGGAAAUUGGUGAUGGCGUUAUCCCCCGAAAGUAUCCUGACGAAGAACCAAGAUGGGUCGUACUCCUUAACCAUGACAACUCCGAUACGAAAAGUAGUCAUCACCUUCAAACUAGACGAAGAGUUCAAUGAAAACCGACCAGAUGGAAUUAAGGUUAAGUCAUUAAUGCACGUGGAAGGCAAUCUCCUUGUACAGACUCAAAUAGAAGAUAACGGCAGAAAAUCAAAACAUAUAAGAGAAUUUACCGACAAAUCACUGAUCGUGACAACAACAGCUGAAGGUUGGGAUGGAAAAUGUGUAAGGAUAUACGAAUUAGUAGAAUAAUUUAAUAAUAUAAAUAACUUAUUGUAUUAAUGUUAAUUAAGGAAAUUAUUUCUUUAGUUUUGUUUGAGUAAAGCAUAUUGUUUUUAUAAUUA